Epinephelus fuscoguttatus (brown-marbled grouper) is the source of this 1378-nucleotide messenger RNA. RefSeq names its product protein phosphatase, Mg2+/Mn2+ dependent 1Ka (gene ppm1ka). NCBI's taxonomy places the organism in Eukaryota, Metazoa, Chordata, Actinopteri, Perciformes, Serranidae. Gene Ontology annotation, molecular function: protein serine/threonine phosphatase activity; cation binding. The coding region runs from base 198 to 1337 and encodes 379 amino acids. The record is from RefSeq and is a predicted model, not a curated record. The transcript is spliced from 9 exons. Gene Ontology annotation, biological process: protein dephosphorylation.
CUUAAGUACCCCCCCAGCCGAGCCCCCUCGAGCUCAACAGCCACAGCGCGAGGGCGCCUUGACGACUGGAGGCAGCUGCUGGAGCGCAGGACACCUGUUGCCACGGAAACAGCACCGGUGGGAAAAAUCACCAAUAACAGAAAACAGAAGAAGAAACCCGUUGCUCGGCCAGGUGUUUCCUCCACAGACAGUCAGACAUGUCAUCUCCAGCGCUGCUCAACCUGCUCCGAUGUGCUCGCUCCGCCGUCACCAGGCAGACCUUCCUCGCCGUACGCUCCUCACCAGAAACAUCUGCAGCUUCUGCACAGGUGGGCGGAGCCUUGUUCGGGGUGGUGGGCGUGCGUCGCGCCAGCGGGUCGACUCACUGUGACAGCAACGGCAGCGGCCGGCCGGUCACCUGGGACUCAUUCGGUAUCUGGGACAACAGGAUAGAAGAGCCGAUACUGCUGCCCUCCAGUAUCAAAUAUGGAAAACCCAUUCCACAGGUCAGUCUGUCCCGGGUCGGCAGUGCAUCUGUUUUGGGUCACAGGAAGCAGAACGAGGACCGCCUCCGUGUCGCCCGUAUCCAUGACAACCUGCUGUACUUCGCCGUGUUUGACGGCCAUGGCGGUCCGCACGCCGCCGACUACUGCUACACCUUCAUGGAGAAGUUCAUCAGAGAUGCUCUGGAGGACGACGACGACCUGGAGAAAGUUUUAAAGAAAGCGUUUUUAGACGUCGACAAGGCUCUACACACACACCUCAGCUACUUCAACAAGGCUUCCUUCCUGACAGCCGGCACCACAGCGACGGUUGCAUUGCUGCGUGACGGCGUGGAGCUGGUGGUCGGUAGCGCUGGAGACAGCCGGGCGUUGGUGUGCAGAGAGGGACAAGCCAACAUGCUCACCAGAGAUCACACACCUGAUCGCAAGGACGAGAGACAAAGGAUCCAGAGGUCCGGCGGCUUCGUGACAUGGAACAGCGUCGGUGUGGCGAAUGUUAACGGGCGGCUCGCCAUGACUCGCAGCAUCGGAGACUUCCACCUGAAAGGCAGCGGUGUCAUCGCAGAACCGGAUACACGACGGCUCACUGUCCAGCACGCCAGCGACUCCUUCCUGGCUCUGACCACCGACGGCAUCAACUUCCUGCUGAGCAACCAGGAGAUCUGUGAUGUCAUCAACCAGUGUCAGGACCCCACAGAGGCUGCUGACGUCAUCGCUGAGCAGGCGUUGCAGUACGGCUCAGAGGACAACGCCACCAUCAUCGUUGUCCCUUUCGGAGCCUGGGGGAAACAUCAGAGCUCCACCGUCGUCUACAGCAUCAGCAGAAACUUCUGUUCAAGUGGGAGAUGGGCGUAGAGGACACACACACACACACACACACACACAUAAAACAACAC